AUGCAGAAGGUCUCGGUGCUGCUCUGCCUGUCGUGGGUCUGCUUCCUCUUCUACGCGGGCAUCGCCCUUUUCGCCAGUGGCUUCCUACUCACCCGUCUGGAACUCACCAACCAUAGCAGCUGCCAAGACCCCCCGGGCCCCGGGCCCCUGCCUCGCGGGGCUCGAGGGGAGCCUGGGGCCUGCUGGAUGGCUUCCCGUUUCUCAAGGCUUGUGUUGGUGUUGAUAGACGCUCUGCGCUUUGACUUCGCCCAACCCCAAGGGGCACACAAGCCUGGGGAGCACCCUGCGUCCCUACCUUUCCUGGGCAAACUGGGCUCCGUGCACAGAAUCCUGCAGCUGAAGCCGCGCCAUGGCAGGCUCUACAGAGCUCAGGUGGACCCGCCCACCACCACCAUGCAGCGUCUCAAGGCCCUGACCACCGGCUCCCUGCCCACCUUUAUCGAUGCUGGCAGUAACUUCGCCAGCCACGCCAUAGUGGAAGACAACCUCCUUAAGCAGCUUGCCAGGGCCGGAAGGCGUGUGGUCUUCAUGGGAGAUGAUACCUGGAAAGACCUUUUCCCUGGAGCUUUCUCCCAAGCGUUUUUCUUCCCAUCCUUCAACGUCAGAGACCUGCACACGGUGGACGAUGGCAUCCUGGAGCACCUCUACCCCACCAUGGACAGUGGUGAAUGGGACGUGCUGAUUGCUCACUUCCUGGGUGUGGAUCACUGCGGCCACAAGCAUGGCCCUCAUCACCCUGAGAUGGCCAAGAAACUUACCCAGAUGGACCAGGUGAUCCAGGCCCUUGUGAAGCGUCUGGAGAAUGAUACCCUGCUAGUGGUGGCCGGGGACCAUGGGAUGACCAUGAACGGGGAUCACGGAGGGGACAGUGAGCUGGAGGUCUCAGCCGCGCUCUUUCUGUACAGCCCCAUACCGCUCUUCUCCAGCACCCUGCCAGAGGAGCCAGAGGUAGUUCCUCAAGUCAGCCUUGUCCCCACGCUGGCCCUCCUGCUGGGCCUGCCCAUUCCAUUUGGAAACAUCGGGGAGGUGAUGACUGAGCUGUUCUCAGGGAACGAGGACUCCCCAGUGUACUCCUCCGCUCUGGCCCAAGCCGCAGCUGUCCAUCUCAAUGCUCAGCAGGUGUCCCGAUUUCUUCUCACCUACUCAGCCGCUACUCAGGACCUCCGGGUGGAGGAGCUCCAACGCCUGCACAGCCUCUUCUCCAAGGCCUCUGCUGACUACCGGCGGCUUCUGCAGGACCCGCAGGGCGAGGAGGCAGAGCUGCGCGCAGUGGCAGCCGACCUGCAGCAGUUCCUGCGGGGCGCGCGGGCCUUGUGCAUCGAGUCUUGGGCCCGGUUUUCCGUGGCCCGCAUGGCAGCGGGUGCCACUCUCUUGACCGCUGCCUGCGCUCUCUGCCUGCUGGCAUCCCAGUGGGCAGCGUCCCCAGCCUUCCCCUUCCGCCCUCUGCUCCUGCUCUCCGUGGCCUGGGGCCUGGCUGGGGCCAUCGUCUGUGCUGGACUCCUGGCAACCACUGGGCUGCAGCUGGAUCUGGUGGUUCUAGGGGCUGUGGCUGCAGUGGGCUCACUGCUGCCUUUUCUGUGGCGAGCGUGGGCUGGCUGGGGGGCCAGGCGGCCCCUGGCAGCCCUGCUGCCCAUCCCUGGGCCCACCCUGCUGCUCCUGCUCGCUCGCUGGGCUGCCUUUUUCUCUGAUAGCUUUGUUGUAGCUGAGGCCAGAGCCGCCCCCUUCCUUCUGGGCUCGCUCAUCUUGCUCCUGGUUGCCCAGCUUCACUGGGAGGGCCAGCUGCUGCCACCUAAGCUGCCCACCAUACCCCGCGGCGGCCCUGCGACCCCAGCAGGCCCCCCGCGGCACCAGGGCGUGCACGCCCUGGGGCUUGGACUCGGACUGCUGUUCUGUACGAGGCUAGCUGGCCUCUUUCAUCGCUGCCCUGAAGAGACACCUGCUUGCCGCUCCUCCCCCUGGCUGAGCCCUCUGGCGUCCAUGGUGGGUGGGCGAGCCAAGAAUUUGUGGUACGGAGCCUGUGUGGGGGCACUGGUGGCCCUGCUAGCUGCUGUGCGGCUGUGGCUUCGGCGCUAUGGCAAUCUCAAGAGCCCCGAGCCCCCUGUGCUCUUUGUGAGGUGGGGAAUGCCCCUCAUGGCCCUGGGCACUGCUGCCUACUGGGCACUGGCCUCGGGGGCGGACGAAGCCCCGCCCCGUCUCCGGGCCCUGGUUGCCGGGGCGUCGGUUGUGCUGCCGCGGGCUGUGGCAGGGUUGGCGGUUUCAGGCCUCAUGCUGCUGCUCUGGAGGCCUGUGACGGUGCUGGUGAAGGCCGGGUCAGCUGCCUCCGGGACCAGGACUGUCCUCGCUCCCUUCGCAGGCCCCCCUACUUCUCAGGCUGACCUGGACUAUGUGGUCCCUCAAAUCUACCAACACAUGCGGGAGGUGUUCCGGGACCAGCGAGAAAGAACCAGUGCUCAGGGCCCCCUCACGGUGGCUGCCUGCCAGCUGGGCAGCGUCUACUCGGCCGCUGUGGUCACGGCCCUCACCCUGUUGGCCUUCCCACUUCUGCUGUUGCAUGUGGAGCGCAUCAGCCUCGUGUUCCUGUUGCUUUUCCUGCAGAGCUUCCUCCUCCUGCAUCUGCUGGCUGCCGGGAUACCCAGCACCACCUCCGGUCCUUUUACUGUGCCAUGGCAGGCAGUUUCUGCUUGGGCCCUCCUGGCCACACAGACCUUCUACUCCACGGGCCACCAGCCUGUCUUCCCAGCCAUCCACUGGCAUGCAGCCUUUGUAGGAUUCCCAGAGGGUCAUGGCUCCUCCACCUGGCUGCCCGCUUUGCUGGUGGGAGCCAACACCUUUGCCUCCCACCUCCUGUUUGCAGUAGGCUGCCCAUUGCUCCUGCUGUGGCCUUUCCUAUGUGAGAGUCAGGGGCCCCGGAAGAGGCGGCAGACCGCAGGCAGUGAGGCUGAGGCCAGGCUGAGGCCUGAGGAGGAGGAGGAGGAGGAACCGCGGAUGGAGAUGAGGCUGCGCGACGCACCCCACCGCUUCAGCGCCGCGCUGCUGGGGCUGGGCCUCAAGUACCUCUUUGUCCUUGGCGUUCAGAUUCUGGCCUGUGUCUUGGCAGCCUCCAUCCUGCGCAGGCAUCUCAUGGUGUGGAAGGUGUUUGCCCCCAAGUUUAUCUUUGAGGCUGUGGGCUUCAUCGUGAGCAGCGUGGGACUUCUCCUGGGCAUAGCUUUGGUGAUGCGUGUGGAUGGUGCUGUGAGCUCCUGGUUCAGACGGCUAGUGCUGGCCCAGAAGAGGUAA
Messenger RNA from Orycteropus afer afer, 3276 nucleotides. RefSeq names its product phosphatidylinositol glycan anchor biosynthesis class O (gene PIGO). The record is from RefSeq and is a predicted model, not a curated record. Gene Ontology annotation, molecular function: mannose-ethanolamine phosphotransferase activity. NCBI's taxonomy places the organism in Eukaryota, Metazoa, Chordata, Mammalia, Tubulidentata, Orycteropodidae. Gene Ontology annotation, biological process: GPI anchor biosynthetic process. The coding region runs from base 1 to 3276 and encodes 1091 amino acids. The transcript is spliced from 10 exons. Gene Ontology annotation, cellular component: endoplasmic reticulum membrane.